Striga asiatica is the source of this 729-nucleotide messenger RNA. NCBI's taxonomy places the organism in Eukaryota, Viridiplantae, Streptophyta, Magnoliopsida, Lamiales, Orobanchaceae. The record is from the annotation of a GenBank genome assembly.
AUGAAUUGUAAUGAGAUUAAAAAUUCGAAAAGUAUUGGGUAUGAAAAUGGAACAGAGCUAAGAAGGGGGCCAUGGACACUUGAAGAGGAUAAUCUUCUCAUUCAGUACAUAACUUGCCAUGGUGAAGGGAAAUGGAACACUCUAGCCAAAUUUGCAGGGCUGAAGAGAACAGGGAAAAGUUGUAGGCUGAGGUGGUCUAAGAUUGCGCAGCAUUUACCAGGGCGCACGGACAAUGAAAUAAAGAAUUAUUGGAGGACACGUGUGCAAAAACAGGCCCGACAGCUGAAAAUAGACUCCAACAGCAAGAAGUUUCUAGAAGCUAUAAAAAAUUACUGGAUGCCCAGGCUUCUUGAAAAGAUCGAACAAAAUUCAUCCCUCUCAGCAUCAUCAUCCUCCUCACUCGAUUCCAGUACAACCAACAGUUUUACGGCCCCUUCAAUAGAUUUACCCCCCAAAACAAAACCGGCCAACAGUAAUAAUUUAUCCACGAGAAUACCCGAGAUUUUAACCCCGAGAGCCUACGGUAAAAUAUUCCAUGCAUGCUCCUCACAUGAUUGUUACCACGUGGAUAUGCCAAGCUGUGACAUGCAAGGGCUGAUUGGGAAUUCGGCUAAUGAUUGCCACGUGGCGGAGAUGGAUUGGUUCCAGGAGGACUUCGGGAGCUCUUUUUGGGACACGGAUGAUGAGUUGUGGCAAUUAAGGAAGUUGGAAGAUGAUUUUGCGGUGUAG